This is a messenger RNA of Cantharellus anzutake, 2142 nucleotides long. RefSeq lists its product as uncharacterized. The coding region runs from base 138 to 1904 and encodes 588 amino acids. NCBI's taxonomy places the organism in Eukaryota, Fungi, Basidiomycota, Agaricomycetes, Cantharellales, Hydnaceae. The record is from RefSeq and is a predicted model, not a curated record. The transcript is spliced from 2 exons.
CAUCUCCUACGCUUGCGAGCUCAAAGACAACACGUCUUCAUUCCUUUCUUGCUAGCUUUGCUUUCCCUAACACCUCCUCUCCCUUACUUUUGGGCUUUGCCCCUCUUUUUUUCACCCUCUUUUCCGCCCUCGUAACCAUGGUUUUCAACCCCAUCUCUAACGCAAGAUUCGGACACCCUGUUCAUAAAGUUGGAGGUGGACACGCUCGCAAAGCAGAAACCGGUCAUCUGGAUAAACGCUCCAAUUGUGCCGGUGGUGGUUUUUAUAAAAAUCCUACUACCAAUCAAACGGUGUCGACUUCCAGUCCUGUUAAUGUCGCUUGGGACAAUUCGUGCUUGAGUCCUUCUCCAAAGCUUGUUGAUCUUUAUCUCUACGCUCCUGGACUUAACGAUUCGCUUAUCCAAGCCUUUAAUGGGGCUGAUUAUGCUCAUGGCUCGAUGGAAAUGACCCUUAAUCCUUCCUGGUGGGGGAAUGCUAGCAGUGUUAGCCUGCAGCUCGCUAUCGUUCCCCACGGUACUCCCGGCUUCAUGACUUCCAUCGCUACAGGUCCCAUCUGGACUGCGACAUACAAUUCCUCGGACCCUAAUGCCCAUCCCAAGUCAGGGAACGCCUCCGGCUCCGGGGGCAUCAUUCAAGAAGUGAAGAAUAUUUUCGCCAAGUUGCCUGGCGGGAGUGUCGCUGCCGCGGUCAUCCUUCCUCUACUCGCCGCUACGAUAGCCAUCCUCCUCUACGUCAGGCACCAGAGGAAGAAACGCGCCGAAAAGUCAAAGAGGUUCAGUCAAGCUAUAGAUCAACGCAUGUCUACGAUCUCUACCGACUGGCGUUCCAUCUCUGGUGCUGGUGCCAAUGCAGCCAUUCGUGCUUCCAUGGUCGAUUCUUCUGCUUACGGUCGUCCCGCAUCCUUCAUGUCCUCAGUAAGCAGUGGACAAGCCGGUGUUGGUGCCCACUUCGAUAAUUUGGAGACUGCCGAACAGGAGGUGCCUCAGUUGAACCAAUUGCGUGCAUCCCGUCUCUCGUCCGUUGGUCAGGCCGAACGCACUUCACGUACCAUUUCCUUUGCUGCCGAUGCUCGCCCUUCUAUCGAAACAACUCAUACCCGUCGUACCGGCGGAACUGGUAGUAAUAGACCGUAUCAAACACGCUCCUUCCACCAAGCCCAGAACUUCGACUCUGACGAGGAAGACGCCGAUUUGCAACUUAGUCCAAGACAAUCCCAAGGCCCUACUGUUUUUAGUAAUGCGGAAAUCGAAGCCCGUGCAUCUGUUGGGGAUGAGGAUCUUCGUCGUGAAAUGCUCCAGAUGCCAGCCGUGAGCCUCAUGCGUACUGGCAGGCACAAUGCCGGACCAAGCAAUGAACUCAUUUUACCUGCGCCUAUCCUCCGGAAUGCUAGUCCAGGUGCCCUUGCGGUGCCAUCGCCUACGCUUCAACCUACGAGCCCCAUUCCUCCCUCUCAUCUCGCCGCGACGAGCGCACCCAUGAAUCCCGCUUUGUCGCCUGAUGAUCUUCUUCGUGCUUACGCCGCCGGUCGAGCUGCUAAUGUGCAACCAGGUUCAACUCUGGGUGCAGGAGCCCAAACUAUCACAGGUGGAAACAAGGCCAAUACCGGCAUGCGUAUCCUGUACGCUCCUUCCGAAUCGCCCAUGAUUUCUUCCCCACCUCCCACUUCUGCUCCGAUGACGUUGACAAACUCGAUAUCUCCAGCUAUUUCAUCGCUUGCCGUUCCUUCACCCGCUCUCACGCCCAAUCAAUUGGAUAAUAAUCCAUUCAGGAAGAGUAUGGCUGCUAGGAGCACGUACACGCUUAGUCAGUAUAGUGGGAGUUACGCCGAUGACUUCGAUCCUGAGGAUGCGUAUAGUGGGCAUUUAGAUGAGUAUGGGAACGAUGGAGGGGGUUAUGCCCGUUGAGCCGCAGGGGCGGAUGGUGAAUAGGGCGAAAGGCCACAUACAGUAAGGACGAACGUGUAUAUUCUGUGUACGGCUCAUGGUUGGUUUUGUUUUAAUUUUCCACCCUCUUCAAGCGCUACUUCAUUUUUCCUUUGCGCAACUCUUGAUUUGUUCCGUUUCUAUUACAUAUACAUAUCCGAUGUUCCGAUGUUUUUUUUUUUCGAUUGUUCAUAUCGAUGUUCUCAUGUUUUUUUUUAUU